Messenger RNA from Lodderomyces elongisporus, 411 nucleotides. It is a transcript of the gene RPS24, whose product is annotated as 40S ribosomal protein eS24. The transcript is spliced from 2 exons. Lineage: Eukaryota; Fungi; Ascomycota; Pichiomycetes; Serinales; Debaryomycetaceae. Gene Ontology annotation, biological process: translation. Bases 1 to 411 code for a protein of 136 amino acids. The record is from RefSeq and is a predicted model, not a curated record. Gene Ontology annotation, cellular component: ribosome. Gene Ontology annotation, molecular function: structural constituent of ribosome.
AUGACCAUUGACGCAGUUACCAUCAGAACUAGAAAAGUUAUCACCAACCCAUUGUUGGCUAGAAGACAAUUUGUCAUUGAUGUUCUCCACCCAGGUAGAGCCAAUGUGUCCAAGGACGAAUUGCGUGAAAAAUUGUCCCAAAUCUACAAGGCUGAAAAGGAUGCUGUUUCAGUGUUUGGUUUCAGAACCCAAUACGGUGGUGGUAAAUCCACUGGUUUCGGUUUGAUUUACCAAUCAGUUGCCGACCUCAAGAAAUUCGAGCCAGCUUACAGAUUAGUCAGAUACGGUCUUGCUGAGAAGGUUGAGAAGGCUUCUAGACAACAAAGAAAACAAAAGAAGAACAGAGAAAAGAAGAUCUUUGGUACCCAAAGAAAAGCACAAAAGAAGGCUGCUAAGAGAAACGCUGAUUAA